CACACUCCGUCUGCUGCACACACACAUUCAUCCGCUGUCCACUGACAUCUCAACACGUUCACCACCACUGUGCAGGAUUUGGAUCAUCUGAAAAGAGGAAAACUGCAGUUUGAGGCUGAUGGCACGGUGGACUUUACUUUUAUUUUCUCUAGUCGGAGUUCUGCAUGGACAAGAAUGGCAGGUCUUCAUUCAGAGGUGCUGUGCGGAUGGGAGGGACAGGGCACUGAAAGGACAAGACUGUACAAUCCUCCCCCUUCUCUCCUCUGACCACAUCUGUAGGGUCGCUCAGGAGCAGUGCUGUGUCACAGCAGCAGCAGCAAAACCAUCACCAGAAAACAGCCCCUGUAGCUUUGGCAUCACGAUGGCCCGUGAGCAAGGUGUAUGUGAGAGACCGUUCUUCCCAGGAGAUGUUUGUGACACCAAAAUCUCCAAGAUGUGCUGUGACUGCUGUAUGCUUGGACUUACGGCAGCAAGCCAGGGUUCAAGCUGCACACUUGAGGGUUUGUUGCUACAGAAUGAGUGUGGCAGUGCGGCUAACACAUGCUGUAGCACAAACAUAACAGAAGUAACUGAACGUCCUCCUCAAGAGACUAAUAAACCUGAUCCUGAUGUUACAACCAAGCCUCCAGGAGAUACAGAGGCCUGCAGAGAUUCCAUUUGCUCCCAGCUGUGUAUAGGUAAUGGUACUUGCUCCUGUUUUGAUGGCUAUCAACUCAGAAAGGAUGGUGUGACCUGUGAUGAUGUUAAUGAAUGCAUCACUGGCAAGCAUAACUGCAUCUUUGGCCAAGUUUGCAUUAAUACAGAGGGCUCAUUUCGCUGUCAAAGGGAAAUAGCAUGUGGAACUGGAUAUCAACUCACAGACAAAGAUACAUGUGAAGAUAUUGAUGAGUGCGCUUCGGGGACCCAUAACUGUGAACCAACUUUUUUUUGCAGAAACACACCAGGGUCAUUCCGCUGCCACCCUAAGGACACAUGCACAGAGGGUUACUUUCAAGAUGCUGCUGGCAGCUGCAUUGACAUAAAUGAGUGUCUGGUCCGUGAUACUCCAUGCCCGUCUGGACAGACUUGUGUAAACACCAUUGGCUCCUACUUCUGUCGUAGGAACACAGUCACCUGUGGACGGGGGUAUCUACUCUCUGAGGAUGGGAUGCAUUGUGAAGAUGUGGAUGAGUGUCGUAGAGAUAAUGUAUGUGGUAUCCAUGGCUGUGUCAACCUACAGGGGUCAUAUCGCUGUGAGUGCAAAGCUGGAUACACCUUUAACACCAUCACCAAAAAAUGUGAAGAUAUCAAUGAAUGCAGACAUUAUCCUGGAAAACUCUGUGCCCACAAGUGUGAGAACACAGAGGGAUCCUUCCAAUGCAGUUGCAGCAUGGGCUUCAAACUGUCCCAUGAUGGCAGAAACUGUGAUGAUGUCAAUGAAUGUGAGGCCAACCCUUGCAGCCAGGAGUGUGCCAACGUCUAUGGUUCCUACCAGUGUUACUGUCGCCGUGGUUACCAGCUGAGCGAUAUAGAUGGGAUAACGUGUGAAGAUAUUGACGAGUGUGCUUUGCCUGCUGGAGGUCAUGUGUGCUCCUACCACUGCUCCAAUGCUCAAGGAAGUUUCUACUGCACCUGCCCUCCCACAGGAUACACACUUGCUCCUAAUGGACGCACUUGCCAAGACAUUGACGAAUGUGCAACAGGGACCCAUACCUGCUCUGUCUCUGAGAGCUGUUUUAAUAUCCAUGGAGGAUUUCGUUGUCUGUCCUUUGAAUGCCCGCCAAACUUCCGGAAAGCAGCACAAGGCCGUUGCGAGCGUGUAUCUUGUGAGUUCAGUCGUAACCCUGCGUCGUGUUUCUUACUGCCUCUGAGAAUCUCCUUCUACAACAUCACUUUUCCUACCAACACUCCCAUCCCUGCUGAUGUUUUCCGGAUGGGCCCCUCUAAUUCAGUGCCAGGAGACCAAAUGCUGCUCAGCAUAGUCUCAGGAGAUGAGGAGGGGUACUUCAUUGUGCAGCAGCAGGCCCACGGAGGAGUGAUCUCACUGCGUCGAACCCUGUCACAGCCCCGGGACUUCUUUCUGACAGUGGAGAUGAGGCUAGUUCGUUACGGAACGGCACAUUUAUACAUGGCUAAGAUUGCUGUGUUUGUCACACACGAGCAGCUCUUUCGGCCAUCGAGAACAUUACCAUAUUAGAAGAAGCUUAUAGUCUACCUUCGUUUACUCACCACUAGUGCAUUAUUUCAUUUUUAUUCAUUCUUUCCCUUAUGCUUGAGUUAUAGUAAAGUUUUAAUUCAUCAUUGUUAAUGAUAAGGGACAAAAUCUACAACUCUUUCAAUGCAAUAAAACAUUUUUUUAUUCCAGCUCAACCAAUUUGCCAGAUUACAUUUUUGCACUGAAUAAUGAUUGUGAUGUUGUUCCUUAUAACUCCUUUUGAAACCAUAAGCAAAUCUUGUGUCAUAUGAGAAAAAGAAUGAAUUUUUAUGAAAAUAAUAAGGUGCAUGCAUACUCUCCUACAGGAUAUAAUUUAUUACUAGAACAGCAACCAAAAAUUUCUAAGUAACUUUUGUAAAUGAACUGUGGUGUUAAGGUUCAUUAAUAGCUUUCAUUAAAUGUAGUUUAUAAUUUUGCAGUAAUAAUAGGAAUAUAGAUGUUUUAUGUACCACUAGAUGGGGCUGAUUAGCUUUUGAGGAUCACUGCAACACUAUGACAGGAUUGUUAAAAUAUUUUGUAUGGAUGGCACCUCAUAGUACCUCAUGUCUGUAUAGCAGCGUAAUUUUAUGUGUGCUUUCUGUGUGUUUGGAAUUAAUAAAAGACAGAUAAAAAUGGCUUUUUACUUCGUGAUACCCAAGCAAACACACUCACCAGAAAUGGUUUUUGCCACUACUCUCCGGCUUCCUCUGCUGCGGUUGUAUUUAAUGUUGAAACUAAUUUUUCCAAUGAUCAGAUCCAAGCGGGCUCACCAUAGGAUCAAACAAGCCUCGCCUUAGAAGAGAGUAAGAAAAAUAACCAUGGCACUUAUUUAUGGGUACCUGGGGUCCAGCCAGCAUGGGGCUCAAUUAGUGGUGCAGCAGCAUUACAGCUCAUAUGAUGGAUGGUGCUUUUAGUGUUGGUAUUGGGUGGUUAUCUGUUAAUUUGCUGUAAAUGAUACCAAAAAGACCGGUAGCUGUAUUGGUCAGCUGGAUAAAUGCAACCAGACAAAUUUUCCACUUUUUCACCUUCUUCCUGCAGAUUUCUGGGGUACAGUGCAUAUUGAGCUGAUUGAAAAUGUCAAUUUAUUAAAUAUUUAUGUCUGGAAAUAAUUUUCUUGCUUUUAAAUUACUAGGUUAUCUAACAUAGGAAUUUCUAAUAUUAUCUCAAAUUAAGGAGAGACUUCAGCUGUAAAAAAAAUAUGAUGAAAUGCGUCACGAUACUUCUGCUUUUAUGGAAACGAAAAGGCCAUGCAGUUGUUUGCAAUGUUGCUGUCAACCAACCAACCAACCAACCAACCAAACCGAUUCUUCUGCUUUGUGAAUGUCACUGGAUCACAAUAAAUGUAAUUAAUUCUUACAUACCAUUUUUCUGGUUUUCUACUAUUCAUUUUCCCCCGGGGGACGUUUUGCUGCUGAGGAAUACCACACCAUCCUCCCUGUGGCUUUGGCUUCUAUUACUUAACUACUUGGACUCACCUGUGUGCUUCUAAUUACAGGGCUCUGCUCCUGGUGCCGAUUUUGAGGUUAAGUUUGAAAGCUCCUCUGUGUUCACAUUGAGGAACACUCACAAAUAUGAUUUCAGGGUUUGAAAUCAAGGUUUGGCUUCUCUGAAGAACCAUGGAAGGUCUAUAGGGCUAUUCAGGUGCUGCCAAGCUCUCAACUCAAAUGUAUGAAGUGUUUUUUAACUUUUCUUUAAACAAAUCUGUCAUGGCGCCAUCUGUUUUGUACCUGUCUGUUACCUUUGUGUUAU
Molecule: messenger RNA, 3922 nt
Organism: Sphaeramia orbicularis (orbiculate cardinalfish)
Lineage: Eukaryota; Metazoa; Chordata; Actinopteri; Kurtiformes; Apogonidae
Product: fibulin-1-like
Exons: 15
Coding region: 119-2176 (685 amino acids)
Biological process (GO): extracellular matrix organization
Cellular component (GO): extracellular region
Molecular function (GO): calcium ion binding; peptidase activator activity
Source: RefSeq, a predicted model, not a curated record